AAAGUCAAAUUGGCAUGGAAUAAUUUACAUAAAAAUGAGAAGUACAAUGAAAACGUGCAACACGAAUUUCGCAUUAAAUCCACGAGAAACGAACGCGAUGCUGAUGAAUUGUCUGCGCAUUUUGUGAAUUAUCCUGAGAAGGAUAAUCCAGUGGAUCUUCGAGCAAACUUUACCAAGGUUGACAGCAUUAAUAGUUCCAAUAAUGGAAAUAACAGUACAAAUUGUAAUAAUAUUACUUGCAUUCAACUUUGUUGUCCUCUCGGUAAUCGCUUGAUUGAUGGAGAAUGCAUUGCUGGAGAAAAUGAAUAUGUGUUCCCAAACGUGUAUGACUAUUCGAACUAUUCGUUCCAGAGCAAAAAUAAGACAGUGGAUGAACUCUUUCAAUUUAUCGUCCAACCUCCAUGCCAGGAAACUAAACCCUUUCUGCUUAAUUCAAACGAUUCUGACAAGUACAUGUUUUUUACAGACGGUUUUCUGUAUCUUCCUUAUUUUGAAAGAUUCAUCAAUUCAACGUCCUAUUGUCUGGCCGUUGUGGAUCAUAAUCAGUUUGAUGCGAUUGUCUGUUUGGAGAGUCUGAACAAAACCAUUCAAGAAAUUAGUUUGGAUAAAAAUGACUACAUGUAUAUAGAUUUAAUACAGGAGAAGCUGACAAGGAUUAUAAUUUUUUUUACAAGUUGCCAAAUAGUGUCUAUGUUCUUUUUGCUUAUUGUAAUCUUGGUAUACUCUAUAUUGCCAGAGCUUUGUAACACACAUAGUUUUAUGCUACGCAGAUACAGCAGUUUGUCGAUUAUAGGAUGUCUGAUCGAAAUUUUGAGCUGUCUAAUCGAUGCGAGUGAGAUAUAUUCCAUCUGUAUUAUAAGUGCUUUAAUCUCCUAUUUCUUUUUUUUGGCAAGUUUCUUCUGGUUAAGUGUAAUGAGUUUCGAUAUGUGGUGGGCAUUUAGAGAAGUUCGCUCGUUACGAAGAAAUGCGAAACAACAAGAAAAAAAGAAAUUGAUAUAUUCUAUCGUUGCUUGGGGAAGUCCCUUCAUUCUCACUAUCAUCUGUGCCUUCAUGGAACUUAUUUCCAAUAAUGUGCCAAAAAUAUUUCGACCGGAAUUUAGUGUCAAUGAUUGUUGGUUUUCUCUUGAAAGUGCAGCGUAUCGCUUGUAUUUUUACGGGCCUAAAAGUAUCUGUAUAAUCAGUAGCAUUUGGUUAUCUAUCUAUACAGUAUUGAAAAUCGCAAGUUAUGAAAAAAACAUGGCCCGUCAUCUGAGAAAUUCAGAAAGCCGAUGUUAUAAUGACAACAAGCAAUGGUUUAAUCUAUAUCUGAAACUAUAUAUUAUGUUAUUUAUCAUAAUAGCCAUGCAAUGGAUUAUGACAACAUGUGUGGAAUUGUUAUUGUCGAUUGAUUAUAAUGUAAUCAUAAUAAUGUACAUCAGCUAUAGUCUUCUUGUGUUGGAAACAUUACAAAAUAUCAGUAUCUUCAUCAUAUUUGUGUGUAAGAAGAAAAUCAUGCGCCUGCUCUUAAAGCGAUUCUAUCAAAAUCGCGGAUCUGCUUCCGAAAUCUCAACACGCAGCAGUUGUUAUAGUGAACAACUUCAUCAUCAUGAAAAUAAUCUUUCUAUGGAAGAAUAUAAAGUACAAGAGAGCGAACCGAAGAAGAAAUCGACGAUGUGGAGAAAAAAUCUCAAGUUCUGCUGUUGUGUGUUUCUACUCAUUAUUGUAUCUUUAGUAUCCCAAUCAAGUUCUAUGAGUGACGAUAAGAAAGAUCAAAAUUCGAAUAUUGUAAAAUGCGAGUUUGACCAGAACGCCAAAAAAGAUUGUGACAAAAAAGCAGAAUUAUCGCGGAAUAAUAUACACAAAAAUGCUACCAAGUAUAACAACGAUGUGCAAUAUGAGUUAAUAAAAUCCACGAGAAACGAUCGCGAUGAUGAUGACUCGAUGCAGGAGGAAUUUUCUGCACAUUUUGUAAAUUAUCCUGAAAAAAAUAAUCAAAUGGACCUUCGGGCGAACUUUAUCAAAGCUGACAGCAUUAAUAAAUCCAAUAAUGGAAAUAACAGUACAAAUUAUAUCGUGCCACACGAAAUGUGCGAUAAUAUUACUUGCAUUCAACUUUGUUGUCCUCUCGGUAAUCGGUUGGUUAACAAGAAUUGCAUUGCUGGAGAAAAUAAAUAUGUUUUUCCAAACGUGUAUGGCUAUUCGAACGAUUCGUUGCAGAGCGAAAAUAAGACAGUGGAUGAACUUUUCCCUUUAAUCGUCCAAUAUCCUUGUCAGGAAACUAAACACUUUCUGCUUAAUUCGAACGAUUCCGACGAUUACGACAAGUACAUAUUUUUCACAAACGGUUCUCUGUAUCUUCCUUAUUUUGAAAUAUUUAUCGAAUCAAUGUCCUAUUGUCUGGCUGUUGUGGAUCAAAAUCAGUUUGAUGCGAUUGUCUGCUCGGAGACUCUGAACAAUACCAAUGAUAAAGAAAGAGAAAUUGGUAUCAAUAUGUAUAAUCGUACAUUAAAGAUGAUUAUCACCAUUUUAUAUUUUGGUUUUCAUAUAGUGUCUAUACUCUGUUUACUCAUAAUAUUCUUAGUGUACUCAAUAUUUCCAGAGCUUCGUAAUACACAUGGUUUCAUUCUGCGUAGAUAUAGUAGUUUGUCUUUUAUAGCAAACAUGAUCGACAUUUUAGGCGACCUAAUCCAUAUGAAUCCGACAGAUUUCUGUCUUUUGACUGGUUUUUUCAAUUAUUUCUUUCUCUUAGCGAGUUUUUUCUGGUUAAGUGUAAUGAGUUUCGACAUGUGGUGGACAUUUAGAGAAUUUCGUUUGUUACGAAGAAAUGCGAAACGACAAGAAAAAAAGAAAUUGAUGUAUUCUAUUUUUGCUUGGGGCGGUCCCUUCAUUCUCGUUAUCAUCUUUGGCUUUAUGGAAUUUAAUCCCAACGUGCCAAAAAAAUUUCGACCGGAUUUUGGCAGCCAUUAUUCUUGUUGGUUCUAUGAGGCUGUAACAUAUCAGUUAUAUUUUUAUGGGCCUAAAAGUAUCUGUAUUAUCGGUAGCAUUUGUUUAUCUAUCUAUACAGUAUUAAAGAUUACAUCCUACGAGAAGGAUACGAUUCGCCAUUUGAGAGAUUCAGAAAGUCGAUGUUAUAAUGACAACAAGCGAUGGUUGACUCUAUAUUUGAAACUAUAUAUCACAUUGUUUAUUAUAAUGGCUGUACAUUGGAUUUUAUCAUCAUCAUUAGAAUUUUUCUGGGAAUUGAUGAUUAAUUAUAUUUCAUUGACAUACUUCUGGUUGAUUCUUCAAUUGAUAGAAACUAUACAAAAUAUCAGUAUCUUCAUCAUAUUUGUGUGUAAAAAACCAAUCAUACGACUGAUAUUAAAACGAUUCUGUUAAAAUCGCGAAUCUAUUUUUAAAACCUCAACACGCAGCAGUUGUUAUAGUGAACAACUUCACGAAUAUGUCAGAAAAAAUUUAUCUAACUAGAAAACUAGACUACACAAGCGCGCUUCGCGCGCGUCUGUGAUUAUUUCUAUUAUUUAGUUUACAACUCUAAAAUUGUUAAUCUUCGCGAUAACAGUUGCUUGAUGCUAUGAAUAAGACUAUAAUUUUAA
Messenger RNA from Nylanderia fulva, 3575 nucleotides. The record is from RefSeq and is a predicted model, not a curated record. NCBI's taxonomy places the organism in Eukaryota, Metazoa, Arthropoda, Insecta, Hymenoptera, Formicidae.